Anthonomus grandis grandis is the source of this 7490-nucleotide messenger RNA. It is a transcript of the gene Prp8, whose product is annotated as pre-mRNA-processing-splicing factor 8. Bases 188 to 7288 code for a protein of 2366 amino acids. The transcript is spliced from 27 exons. Gene Ontology annotation, biological process: spliceosomal tri-snRNP complex assembly; mRNA splicing, via spliceosome. Gene Ontology annotation, molecular function: U6 snRNA binding; metallopeptidase activity; U1 snRNA binding. Gene Ontology annotation, cellular component: U5 snRNP; catalytic step 2 spliceosome. Lineage: Eukaryota; Metazoa; Arthropoda; Insecta; Coleoptera; Curculionidae. The record is from RefSeq and is a predicted model, not a curated record.
CUUUGACACUUGUUAAUUAAUGGUGGCUUGUGUGUAUGUAUGUUUUCCGUUUUAAAACGUUUCUAAUUUCCUAAUUAAAAACCCUUAAAUUAGUAAAAUUAUUGGCUUUAUAGCUAGUAAUGUGGACUAUAUCCCAUAUUACAUAAUAUUCAGAAGCAGUUAAGUUUCUAAACACCCGGACACUAAUAUGUCAAUGCCACCAUAUUUGCUGGGCCCCAACCCUUGGGCCCAGAUGAUGGCUCAGCAGCAGCUCGCGGCGGCCCACGCUCAGGCUCAAGCGGCCGCUGUUCAGGCACAGGCUCACGCUCAUGCUAUGCAGCAACAGAUGCCACCACCACAUCCCAAACCCGACAUAAUGACCGAGGAUAAAUUACAAGAGAAAGCACAAAAGUGGCAACAGCUGCAAUCCAAAAGGUUCGCCGACAAAAGGAAACUGGGAUUUAUCGAGGCCCAAAAAGAAGACAUGCCUCCAGAACAUAUAAGGAAAAUCAUCAGGGACCACGGCGACAUGAGCAGUAGAAAAUACAGACACGACAAGAGAGUUUAUUUGGGUGCAUUGAAGUAUAUGCCGCACGCGGUGAUGAAACUCUUGGAGAACAUGCCGAUGCCCUGGGAACAAAUUCGAGAUGUGAAGGUGCUGUAUCAUAUUACGGGAGCGAUCACUUUUGUGAAUGAAAUACCUUGGGUGAUUGAACCAGUUUAUAUCGCCCAAUGGGGCACCAUGUGGAUUAUGAUGAGAAGGGAAAAGCGCGAUCGUCGCCACUUUAAAAGAAUGAGGUUCCCUCCGUUUGACGACGAAGAACCUCCACUGGAUUACGCCGAUAACGUUUUGGACGUGGAACCUUUGGAGGCCAUCCAAAUCGAGUUGGACCAGGACGAGGAUUCCGCCAUCGCCAAAUGGUUCUACGACCAUAAGCCCUUGGUGGGAACCAAGUACGUGAACGGUUCGACUUAUCGCAAGUGGAAUUUAAGUUUGCCACAGAUGGCCACACUUUACCGAUUGGCCAAUCAACUUUUAACGGAUUUGGUCGAUUAUAAUUACUUCUAUUUGUUUGAUACGAAAAGUUUUUUUACCGCUAAGGCUUUGAAUAUGGCGAUACCCGGCGGACCAAAGUUUGAACCUUUGAUUAAGGAUAUGAACCCAGCGGAUGAAGACUGGAAUGAGUUUAAUGAUAUUAAUAAGAUUAUCAUUAGGCAACCCAUAAGAACCGAGUACCGGAUUGCCUUUCCUUAUUUGUAUAAUAAUAUGCCACACUUUGUACAUCUGUCGUGGUAUCACGCUCCGAACGUCGUCUACAUAAAAACCGAAGAUCCCGAUCUACCAGCGUUCUAUUUCGAUCCGUUAAUAAACCCAAUAUCUCAUAGACACGCCGUGAAAAGUUUAGAGCCUCUGCCGGACGAUGAGGAAGAAUUUAUUCUUCCAGAGCAUGUCCAAUCAUUUUUACAAGAAACGCCUCUCUAUACAGACAAUACUGCUAACGGAAUCGCUUUGCUAUGGGCCCCAAGACCAUUUAACAUGAGAUCAGGUCGAACAAGACGAGCCGAGGACGUUCCCUUAGUAAAAUCGUGGUACAUGGAACACUCGCCGCCCGGACAACCCGUUAAAGUUCGCGUCAGCUACCAAAAACUAUUGAAGUAUUACGUUUUGAACGCGUUAAAGCAUCGACCGCCUAAGCCGCAAAAGAAACGAUACUUGUUCCGUUCGUUUAAGUCCACCAAGUUCUUCCAGACGACCACAUUGGAUUGGGUUGAGGCCGGAUUGCAAGUGUGUCGUCAAGGGUACAACAUGUUGAAUUUGCUGAUACACAGGAAAAAUCUCAAUUAUCUUCAUUUGGAUUAUAAUUUCAAUUUGAAACCGGUGAAGACUCUGACGACUAAGGAGAGGAAAAAGUCACGGUUUGGAAAUGCUUUCCACUUAUGCAGAGAAAUUUUACGUCUCACCAAACUAAUAAUCGACUCCCAUGUACAGUACCGCCUGAAUAAUGUGGACGCCUUCCAGUUGGCCGACGGUUUACAGUACAUCUUUGCCCACGUGGGUCAACUGACAGGAAUGUACCGAUACAAGUACAAACUGAUGAGGCAAAUCAGGAUGUGCAAGGACCUGAAACAUCUUAUCUACUACAGAUUUAACACUGGCCCAGUGGGUAAGGGCCCGGGCUGCGGUUUCUGGGCCCCCGGAUGGCGCGUGUGGCUCUUUUUCAUGCGCGGCAUCACGCCCCUGCUCGAACGCUGGCUGGGCAACCUGCUGUCCCGGCAAUUCGAGGGGCGACACUCGAAAGGGGUCGCGAAAACCGUCACCAAACAACGGGUCGAGUCCCACUUCGAUUUGGAGCUGCGCGCCUCCGUUAUGCACGAUAUCGUCGACAUGAUGCCCGAGGGAAUCAAACAAAACAAAGCGAGGACCAUCUUGCAGCAUUUAUCUGAGGCGUGGAGGUGCUGGAAGGCCAAUAUUCCCUGGAAGGUGCCCGGUUUGCCGAUUCCCAUAGAAAAUAUGAUCUUGCGUUACGUGAAAAUGAAAGCCGACUGGUGGACGAACACCGCCCAUUAUAACAGGGAGAGAAUCAGGAGGGGCGCCACCGUUGAUAAGACGGUUUGCAAAAAAAACCUGGGAAGGCUCACCAGGUUGUACCUUAAGGCCGAACAGGAGAGGCAACAUAACUAUUUGAAGGACGGACCGUACAUAUCCCCUGAAGAAGCGGUAGCCAUCUACACCACCACCGUCCAUUGGCUGGAGUCGAGACGGUUCGCCCCGAUCCCGUUCCCCCCCUUAUCCUACAAACACGACACGAAACUGCUCAUUUUGGCCCUGGAACGAUUGAAAGAGGCGUACAGCGUCAAAUCCAGACUAAACCAGAGCCAACGGGAAGAACUGGGACUGAUCGAGCAGGCUUACGAUAAUCCCCACGAGGCUCUUUCCAGGAUCAAGCGUCACUUGUUGACCCAGAGGGCUUUUAAAGAGGUUGGUAUUGAGUUUAUGGACCUGUACAGCCACCUUAUCCCGGUGUACGAUGUAGAACCUUUGGAAAAAAUUACGGAUGCUUAUUUGGAUCAGUAUUUGUGGUAUGAGGCGGAUAAAAGGAGGCUGUUUCCGCCAUGGAUUAAACCGGCUGAUACUGAGCCGCCGCCCUUACUAGUUUACAAAUGGUGUCAAGGCAUUAACAACCUACAAGACGUCUGGGACGUAAACGAAGGCGAGUGCAACGUCUUACUAGAAUCGAAAUUUGAAAAACUAUACGAAAAGAUCGAUUUGACGCUGCUUAACAGAUUGUUAAGGUUAAUCGUGGACCACAAUAUCGCCGAUUAUAUGACGGCCAAGAACAACGUGGUGAUCAAUUACAAAGAUAUGAAUCAUACGAACAGUUAUGGGAUCAUUAGAGGUUUACAAUUCGCCUCAUUCAUCACCCAGUAUUACGGUCUCGUAUUGGACUUGUUGAUACUAGGUUUGCAGCGCGCAAGCGAAAUGGCCGGCCCCCCGCAGAUGCCCAACGAUUUUCUCACGUUUCAAGACGUUCAGACCGAAAGUUGCCAUCCGAUUCGGCUGUAUUGUCGUUACGUGGAUAGAAUCCACAUGUUCUUCAGAUUUUCGGCGGAAGAAGCAAAAGACCUCAUCCAAAGAUACUUGACGGAACAUCCGGACCCGAACAACGAAAAUAUCGUCGGUUAUAAUAACAAAAAGUGUUGGCCGAGAGACGCCAGAAUGAGAUUGAUGAAGCACGAUGUCAAUUUGGGCCGAGCCGUAUUCUGGGACAUCAAAAACCGCCUGCCCCGCUCAGUAACCACCAUCCAAUGGGAGAACAGUUUCGUCAGCGUCUACUCGAAAGACAACCCGAACCUGUUGUUCAACAUGAGCGGAUUCGAGUGCCGCAUUUUACCGAAAUGCCGUACCCAACACGAGGAGUUCACCCAUAGGGACGGCGUGUGGAAUUUACAGCACGAGGGCAGCAAAGAGAGAACCGCCCAGUGUUUCUUGAGGGUCGACGACGAGUCGAUGAGCCGAUUCCAUAACAGGGUGAGGCAGAUCUUGAUGGCGUCCGGCUCCACCACGUUCACGAAGAUCGUUAAUAAGUGGAAUACCGCCCUUAUCGGACUUAUGACUUAUUUUAGAGAGGCGGUAGUAAACACCCAAGAACUAUUGGAUCUCUUAGUAAAGUGCGAGAACAAAAUCCAAACUCGAAUCAAGAUCGGUCUCAAUUCGAAAAUGCCGAGCCGUUUCCCUCCGGUGGUGUUUUACACGCCGAAAGAGUUGGGCGGCCUGGGCAUGUUGUCGAUGGGCCACGUGCUUAUUCCCCAAUCGGAUCUCAGGUGGUCGAAGCAAACCGACGUGGGAAUCACCCAUUUCCGUUCCGGUAUGUCCCACGACGAGGACCAACUUAUACCGAAUUUGUACCGUUACAUCCAGCCGUGGGAGUCGGAGUUUAUCGAUUCGCAACGGGUGUGGGCCGAAUACGCGUUGAAACGACAGGAGGCGAACGCGCAGAACCGCCGAUUGACGUUGGAGGACCUGGAGGACUCGUGGGAUCGGGGCAUCCCGAGGAUCAACACGCUGUUCCAGAAGGACCGUCACACGUUGGCUUACGAUAAGGGAUGGAGGAUCAGGACCGAGUUUAAACAGUAUCAGGUGCUGAAACAGAAUCCGUUUUGGUGGACGCAUCAGAGGCACGACGGGAAAUUGUGGAAUUUGAACAAUUAUAGGACGGACAUGAUUCAGGCCCUCGGGGGUGUGGAGGGUAUUUUGGAACAUACGUUGUUUAAAGGGACUUAUUUCCCUACUUGGGAGGGUCUGUUCUGGGAAAAAGCCUCCGGUUUUGAAGAAUCAAUGAAAUAUAAAAAGCUGACGAACGCCCAAAGAUCCGGUUUGAACCAGAUCCCGAACCGUCGAUUCACCCUCUGGUGGUCGCCGACGAUAAACAGGGCGAACGUCUACGUGGGUUUCCAGGUGCAACUGGACCUGACGGGAAUUUUCAUGCACGGCAAAAUUCCCACCUUGAAAAUUUCCCUCAUUCAGAUCUUCCGGGCGCAUUUGUGGCAAAAAGUGCACGAAUCGAUCGUCAUGGACUUGUGUCAAGUGUUCGAUCAAGAACUAGACGCUCUGGAAAUAGAAACAGUCCAAAAGGAAACCAUCCAUCCGAGGAAAUCUUACAAGAUGAACUCCUCGUGUGCUGAUAUACUGUUGUUUUCCGCUUAUAAGUGGAAUGUUUCUAGGCCGUCCCUGCUAGCCGAUACAAAGGACACUAUGGACAAUACAACCACCCAAAAAUACUGGAUAGACGUGCAACUCAGAUGGGGCGACUACGAUUCGCACGACGUCGAACGAUAUGCCCGAGCCAAAUUUUUGGAUUAUACCACCGAUAACAUGUCCAUUUAUCCAUCGCCCACCGGAUUGUUAAUCGCCAUCGAUUUAGCUUAUAACCUUCACAGUGCCUACGGUAACUGGUUCCCCGGCUGCAAACCGCUCAUCCAACAAGCGAUGGCGAAGAUAAUGAAAGCGAAUCCGGCCCUGUACGUGCUCAGAGAGCGCAUAAGAAAAGCCCUGCAGCUUUAUUCGAGUGAACCGACCGAGCCGUACUUGUCCAGUCAAAAUUACGGCGAGUUGUUCUCCAAUCAAAUCAUUUGGUUCGUGGACGACACCAACGUGUACAGGGUGACCAUACACAAGACCUUCGAGGGCAAUUUGACCACGAAGCCCAUUAAUGGGGCCAUUUUCAUUUUUAAUCCGCGGACUGGACAGUUGUUCUUGAAGAUUAUUCAUACGUCGGUGUGGGCCGGACAGAAACGUUUGGGACAACUUGCCAAAUGGAAAACGGCCGAAGAAGUGGCCGCAUUGAUCCGUUCCCUCCCGGUGGAGGAACAGCCCAAACAAAUCAUAGUAACCCGUAAGGGCAUGUUGGACCCCCUGGAGGUGCAUUUGCUCGACUUCCCCAAUAUCGUGAUCAAGGGCUCCGAGUUGCAGCUGCCCUUCCAGGCCUGCCUGAAAAUCGAAAAGUUCGGCGACCUGAUCUUGAAAGCCACUGAGCCCCAAAUGGUGCUGUUCAAUUUAUACGACGACUGGCUCAAGACCAUCUCGUCGUACACGGCCUUCUCGCGGUUAAUUUUGAUCUUGAGGGCGUUGCACGUGAACACGGAACGAACGAAAGUGAUUUUGAAACCGGAUAAGACGACCAUUACCGAGCCGCAUCAUAUUUGGCCCACGUUAUCGGACGACGAAUGGAUCAAGGUUGAGGUGCAACUUAAGGAUCUUAUUUUGGCCGAUUAUGGUAAAAAGAACAAUGUAAACGUGGCCUCGCUCACCCAAUCGGAGAUCCGUGAUAUUAUCCUGGGUAUGGAAAUUAGCGCGCCGUCGGCUCAACGUCAACAAAUCGCCGAAAUCGAGAAACAGACCAAAGAACAAUCCCAACUGACGGCGACCACCACAAGAACGGUGAACAAACAUGGAGACGAAAUUAUCACGAGCACCACGAGUAAUUAUGAAACGCAAACGUUCAGCAGCAAAACCGAAUGGAGAGUGCGAGCGAUAUCCGCCACCAAUUUACAUCUCCGGACGAAUCACAUCUACGUCAGCUCGGACGAUAUUAAAGAAACCGGUUACACUUAUAUUCUGCCUAAGAACGUUCUCAAAAAGUUCGUUACUAUAUCGGAUUUAAGAGCACAGAUUUGCGCCUUUUUAUACGGCGUAAGUCCCCCGGACAAUCCGCAAGUAAAAGAGCUGAGAUGUCUGGUGCUGCCGCCGCAAUGGGGUACCCAUCAGACCGUCCAUUUACCGAACACCCCGCCGAACCAUCCGUUUUUGAAGGACAUGGAACCUUUGGGGUGGAUCCACACGCAGCCCAACGAGCUGCCGCAACUCUCGCCCCAAGACAUCACCAAUCACGCCAAGUUGAUGACCGAUAAUCCCGCCUGGGACGGGGAGAAAACUGUUAUUAUUACUUGCUCGUUUACGCCUGGUUCCUGUUCCUUAACGGCUUAUAAACUUACCCCGUCAGGUUUUGAAUGGGGCAGACAGAACACCGAUAAGGGCAACAACCCCAAGGGGUACUUGCCAAGUCAUUACGAGAAAGUUCAGAUGUUGCUCUCGGACAGGUUCACGGGAUUCUUUAUGGUACCAUCGCAAGGACCAUGGAAUUAUAACUUUAUGGGUGUAAGACACGAUCCGGGCAUGAAAUACGAACUGCAACUGGCCAAUCCGAAGGAGUUUUACCACGAGGUGCACAGACCCGCACAUUUCCUUAAUUUCUCGUCGCUGGAGGACGCCGACGGUGCGGGCGCGGACGGCGAGAACUCGUUCGCUUAAGGAUUUGGUCUGUGAUUUUUUUUAAUCGUUUGUCUUUUUAUAAACUGGUUUAUUUCAUUGGUUAUAUAAGUGGGAGUUUACUUUAUCUUUCGUAAUCGAUCAAUGAGGAUCCCGUCAUGUAUGUUUAGUCUAAUUUUAAGGCCUCCUUGAUAAUGUAGUGUAAAUAAGUCCAUACUAAAUAAACCUUAAACUUUUUUUAAAA